This is a messenger RNA of Fusarium keratoplasticum, 1625 nucleotides long. RefSeq names its product Acetyltransferase component of pyruvate dehydrogenase complex. Gene Ontology annotation, cellular component: pyruvate dehydrogenase complex. Gene Ontology annotation, biological process: pyruvate decarboxylation to acetyl-CoA. The transcript has 2 exons. Bases 249 to 1625 code for a protein of 458 amino acids. The record is from RefSeq and is a predicted model, not a curated record. Lineage: Eukaryota; Fungi; Ascomycota; Sordariomycetes; Hypocreales; Nectriaceae. Gene Ontology annotation, molecular function: dihydrolipoyllysine-residue acetyltransferase activity.
CGUCCCAUCCUCUCUCCCUCUCCCUCUCACGCAAGAGCUUCAUCUCUCUCCGCCCCGAUAUCCCACUCCUCUCGCCUCGUCCGUGGCCGUCCGUCACGAACCUCAAUUCCCCUCAAUUGCCCAUCUUGGCUGGUGAGUGCUUUUUCCCCCGCGCCGCUCUCGCCUGCGUCAGUCCAUAUUCGCGCUCGUAUGUCGCUCGCUAACAUCCCUUCUCCGCCAUCUAGAGAGACAUUAAUUCCCUCCCGACAAUGCUCAGCGUCGCUCUCCGGAGGCGACUCCUCGCCCCUACCCACAAUGCCCUGCGAACCGGCUUCGCUGCGCAUGUCGUGCGACACUAUGCCUCGUUCCCCGAGCACCAGGUCGUCAAGAUGCCCGCUCUGUCGCCCACCAUGCAGCAUGGCAACAUCGGAUCCUGGCAGAAGAAGCCCGGUGACUCCAUCGCCCCCGGCGACGUCCUGGUAGAGAUCGAGACCGACAAGGCCCAGAUGGACUUUGAGUUCCAGGAGGAGGGUGUUAUUGCCAAGAUCCUCAAGGAGUCUGGCGAGAAGGAUGUUCCUGUUGGCAGCCCCAUCGCCGUCCUUGUCGAGGAGGGUACCGAUAUCUCCGCCUUUGAGAAGUUCUCCAUUGAGGAUGCUGGUGGUGCCGCCGCCCCCGCUGCCCCCAAACAGGAGAAGACCGAGUCCAAGUCCGAGCCCUCGUCCACUCCCGCGUCUACUCCUGAGCCCGAGCAGUACACCUCUUCCGAGGGCCGACUCCAGACUGCUCUCGACCGUGAGCCCAACAUGAGCGCCGCCGCCAAGCGACUCGCCCGCGAGAACGGCAUCAGCAUCGAUGGCCUCAAGGGCACCGGUCAGGGUGGCAAGAUCACCGAGGAGGAUGUCAAGAAGGCCCUCAGCAGCCCCGUUGUCGCUGCUCCCGGUGCCACCUUUGAGGACAUCCCCAUCAGCGGCAUGCGCAAGACCAUUGCCAACCGCCUGGUCGAGUCCACCCAGACCAACCCUCACUUCUACGUCACCAGCUCCGUCUCGGUCAGCAAGCUGCUCAAGCUCCGCCAGGCUCUCAACAGCUCUGCCGACGGCAAGUACAAGCUGUCUGUCAACGACUUCCUCAUCAAGGCCAUGGCCGUUGCCAGCCGCAAGGUUCCCCAGGUCAACUCCAGCUGGCGCGAGGGCAACAUCCGCCAGUUCAGCACCGUCGACGUCUCGGUCGCCGUCUCCACCCCCACUGGUCUCAUCACCCCCAUCGUCACCGGUGUUGAGGGCCGUGGCCUCGAGGCCAUUUCCUCCAAGGUCAAGGAACUCGCCAAGAAGGCCCGCGACGGCAAGCUCAAGCCCGAGGAGUACCAGGGUGGUACCAUCUCCAUCUCCAACAUGGGCAUGAACCCCGCCGUUGACCACUUCACCGCCGUCAUCAACCCUCCCCAGGCCGCCAUCCUUGCCGUUGGCACCACCCGCAAGGUUGCUGUCCCCGCCCAGAACGAGGACGGCAGUGCCGGUGUCGAGUUUGACGACCAGAUCAGCCUCACUGCCAGCUUCGACCACAAGGUCGUUGACGGUGCUGUCGGUGCUGAGUGGCUCCGCGAGCUCAAGAAGGUCCUCGAGAACCCCCUUGAGCUGCUUCUGUAA